This is a messenger RNA of Plutella xylostella (diamondback moth), 2894 nucleotides long. RefSeq lists its product as uncharacterized. The record is from RefSeq and is a predicted model, not a curated record. NCBI's taxonomy places the organism in Eukaryota, Metazoa, Arthropoda, Insecta, Lepidoptera, Plutellidae.
GUCACUGCCGGCACCCUGCCCGAACUACACAGAAAGUGCGCCGGAUCGGAGUGUCGAGAUGCGGUGGUGUGCGCUGAUUUUGCUGUUUACGGUGGUAACGACGACAUUCGCCGGUCCAGACCCCAAGAAGUACAAGCCGGGAACAAAAGAAAAGCCUGCGUCCACAAGCCUGACUGAUGCUGAAAGAAAAUUUCUUAGAGAAGUAGAAGCCAAGUUUGGAGUGAAGCCGGACGUUUCUGCUGAAACAAAAGACACAGAUGCGGAUAAAAAGGACGAUAAAAAUGAUAAAAAAGACGAUAAGAAAACCCCUACUUUCAAACCUCCAUUCCCAGCUGUAAUUGCCAUUGAAAUUGUGAACGACACUGACUCUGACAAAAAUACAGGUAAAGGGAAAAAGAGGACAAUCGAUGCUAAUCUUGGCUACGGGUAUCGCACCAACAACGGAUACACAUACUCGUACUUUGGCAACCCCACGCAGGAAAAGGGCAAAUUCAUGAUCUACCCUUACUCCCAGGAAGACAUCCCUGCAGCAAAUCCUGUAAAAUAUCACGAGUCUCUGAGAGCAAGUGAAGUAGAAAUACAACCUUCACAGGCCUACGAACUUGUUCCGGUCAAAGAGCAAGACACUUCGUAUGAAUACAAGAAACCGAGCGUUGAAUUUAAAGAAAACAUUCAAGGCCUACAUUCACCCCCACCAGCGUAUCCUGAGCACGCACAUAACUCCGAGACUCCAUCAUCAGUUCUGUACACAACGUACAACGGACAUCAGUUCUCUGGACUUCAAGAGAACUUCCCCAAAGUCAUGUCCAAUUAUCUGGUGGAUCCAUCGCAGCUGUUACAAAACCCUCAGUACCAAAGCUCAGGUCUGACACAAGACGUGCUGCACUCCCAUGGGCAGCAGCUGCAACAGCGAGUGGUCCCCGUCCUCGUGCUAAGAAUCCCAAGUUCCUACCUGAAAAACCCAUCAGCAGAAUUAUACGCGAACUUGCCCCAAAACUACCCACUUUCAGGUUACUUGAAUAACGUAAACUUACAAGAUUUGGUGAACCAAUACUUCAAGAAAAUUGGAUACCCAUUCGCUCCUCAGAUAAUGUCAUACCAGCACACGUCACCCGUAGCUGAAACUCAGGCUGAAGCAUCAUCCCCUGAGUAUCAGCCACAGCAAUAUGCUCACCCUUACGUCCAGCCAUCGUACACGCACUCGGACUACUCCGGAGUGCAGUACUCGGCGGUGCAGCCCGUCAUGGCGAAGUACCCGGCACUGCAGAACUACUACAAACAGCAGUACUACACGUCACAGUCGCAGCCGCAGUACAGCCAACCCCAGGAACAUCAGCACUACGAGUAUCGCUACCAGUACAGCCAGCCAGCCCAGCCCGCGCAGCCGGCGGCGCGUCCGCAGCACAACUACUACGUGCAGCAUUACCAGUCCCAAGUGGCUUCCCAGGCGGCAGCUCACGAGGCACAAGCACAAGCCCACGGUCAGAGUUACCAGUCAGCUCCAAACGCUGAUUAUGAGGCGUCCCAGGAGCAGUACACUAGUCAAGAAUCCGAUGCCGCUUAUGAAGCUCCAGAACAACACCAAUCUCAACAGUAUGAAUCACAGGGAGAUUCUCAAGAGCAGGGUUACGAAUAUGGUACGCCUAAAGAAAAUGUUGAACUGAAUACGGGAGAAACACUACCUCACGGUAACGAACACACGAAAGUUGCAAUUCCCGAGGGCUACGAGGCGGCCAAGCCCGACACCACUCAGUACUCACAAGAAAUUACUCACGAAUAUUACACUCAACACCAGUCUGCGCAGCCCGUCGUGCAGAAGGAAACUAAAACCAUCACCAUCUACCCUUCAUCAUCGGGACACGCCACGAAAUACAUAGUGCGGCCAGAAUCAGGAACAGUGCAGAGCUAUGUUUACCAGAAACACGCGGGAGACGAGUCAUCGUCCAGUCAUUCUCUAGUUAUAUCAGAAAACUAUCCCAGUAAGGACCACACACAGGCUCAUACCAACGUGUUCCCAGUAGGAUACAAGAACCACAAGUCUAGUGCGGAAGCGCAGCAAUCAGUGAGCUACGUCACGCCCGUGCCGCAUGCAGGAAACAAAUACCAAUCGAAAUUCCGUAUCAUGGUUCCCCAGACAGUCUUCAAGAGCCAGAGCGAGCCAGUGUCCUACGUGAACUCCCACUCUUCACCCAUGCACUACCUUAGUUCAACGAAUGCUGAUGCGAACUCCGAGGAGGAGUACAUCACCAGCAAGCAGCACGUGCCUCCAGUCGGCAGUCAGCGGCCCAUCGGCUACCCCUCCAACUACCACAGUCACAAGCGGAUGGCCAGCAAACAUGACAGCAAACUGGAGUCGGCGAGAGCGAAAAAAGAACAGAAGGAAAAAACAGAGCAGAAAGAAUCCGCGUAAUUUACGUACUCGAUAAGUUACAUUUAGAUUGUUGAUGAUUUCAGACGCAUGAUGACGGUUGAAAGAUUAACGGUUUACGAAUGAUUGAGUAACAUGACAGAUGAUUAUAUCGCUUUAAAUUAGAUCAGUGCCAUUAGAGCAAUCAUUUGUUUGUUGAAUGGGCUACUUCUAUGCUUCGCCGUCGAUGUUUGUUGGUAGGAUGGAAACCAUUAUAAAUUAUAUUUAAAUUGUAAAUAUUAGGUUUAUUUAGCUAGGCAAAGGUAUUAAAUAAUUUAAUCAAUCGUUGUAUUUUCGAAUUUUAAUUGUUGUUACUAAAUGUGUAUCUUGGUGGGACUCACCAAUGUCAGCUACUGACAAUACUUGACUAGUUUCACAUCUCACUUAUUUUUAUGUUGGCUGUCGUAGUGUGCAAUAUACUCAUAUUCUAAGCUAAGCUUUUUUAUAUAAAUAAUAGUACAAAAUGUAAUAAACUAUUACAAACUUA